Molecule: messenger RNA, 476 nt
Organism: Dicrocoelium dendriticum
Lineage: Eukaryota; Metazoa; Platyhelminthes; Trematoda; Plagiorchiida; Dicrocoeliidae
Source: the annotation of a GenBank genome assembly
CGCGCGUUACAGCGCAUUCCGCUUCAUCGUGCCUUGGCUAACGAGUUGCGAGCAACGUGUAUAUUAAAUUCAGGUCCUGGAGCCACUGGCAGCUAGUGACCACCCGAUGGUGUUAGCCAGCCUUGAGCUGCCGAUGCCCUACACGCGUCUGCCGGAGCCGUUCUACAAGUAUUGCAAGACGGACUUCAAUGGUCUAAAUCGAGUCGCAAGUGAAGUAGACUGGCCGCUGUUGCAGGAUUCCUCCGUUGAAGCCUGUUGGUCUGUUAUAAAAGAGGGUGUGCAAUCGUUGUGCGCUCGUUUCGUACCCCACAAGUGUCGGAAAGCCGGACCAGUGAAGCCACAUUGGUUCGACAAAAAGUUUAGUCACUUGGCUCGACGGCGACGCGUAUCGUGGAAUACAUUCCUUGUGUCUAGCUCUGCCGAAGAUUAUGACGCGCACAAAUAGCAGCAGAAUCUAUGCAACUGGCCAAAAGGGC